This is a messenger RNA of Sphenostylis stenocarpa, 273 nucleotides long. The record is from the annotation of a GenBank genome assembly. NCBI's taxonomy places the organism in Eukaryota, Viridiplantae, Streptophyta, Magnoliopsida, Fabales, Fabaceae.
AUGGAUUUAAAGGACCUGAAUGCAACCAGAACGCUGAGUCCCUUGUCAGAUAGCAAGAGCAAGACAUGGGAAGAGGGGACCUUUGGAGGGUGUAAGCAUAUUCCUGAAAAGUUGUUUAGGCUUUCUGAUUCUGUUACUCCUACGUCUAGCAAAACUGACACCCUCUAUUCCCAUUUCAACUCAGCAAUGCCACGACUAACUCAUCCAUGUCAUCCAACCAAUCAUUCAUCACAUGAAAUAUCACAUGGAACCUCUAUACAUUGCCAGUGGUGA